Messenger RNA from Thecamonas trahens ATCC 50062, 1869 nucleotides. Its product is annotated as fumarate hydratase class I, aerobic. The coding region runs from base 423 to 1763 and encodes 446 amino acids. Gene Ontology annotation, molecular function: fumarate hydratase activity. Gene Ontology annotation, biological process: generation of precursor metabolites and energy. The transcript has a single exon. NCBI's taxonomy places the organism in Eukaryota, Apusomonadida, Apusomonadidae. The record is from RefSeq and is a predicted model, not a curated record.
UCUGCUUUUUUGAAGGAACACAGCCUCUUGUUUCACUAUGUUUGGCGUAGCACGGAGCGCGGCGCGAGUGCCGGUGGCCGCGGCGAUGCGGGGACUGGCGACGGCGGCAACGGCGCGUGCCGGGGGGGCAAGGCUUUUGAGUACUCGGCGCUGUUCCAGGCGGAGAACCCUGUCGAGACACCGUACAAGCUUGUGACGACCGAGGGUGUGGAGAGCGUGACGUUUCCGGACGGACGCGAGGGCCUGCGUGUGGCGCCCGAGGCGCUGACUCUGCUGGCGUCGACGGGCAUGCGCGACAUUGCCCAUCUCCUCCGGCCGGCGCACCUCAAGCAACUGAGCUCGAUCCUGGACGAUCCCGAGGCGUCGGACAACGAUCGGUUUGUGGCACUGCAGCUGCUGAAAACGCCAACGUGGCGGCCGGGAUGGUUCUGCCCGGGUGCCAGGACACCGGGACUGCCAUUGUGAUGGGCAAGCGUGGCUCGCACGUUCUCACCGACGGCAACGACGAGGCCGCGCUCUCCGAGGGCGUGUACAAGACGUACACCGAGACGAACCUGCGGUACUCGCAGGUUGCGCCGCUCGACAUGUACACCGAGACCAACACCGGCAACAACCUCCCGGCACAGAUCGACAUCUUUGCCACCGGUGGCGCCGAGUACAACUUUAUGUUUAUGGCCAAGGGCGGUGGCUCGGCAAACAAGACGUUUCUCUACCAGCAGACCAAGGCGCUGCUCAACGAGGAGACCCUCAUUCCGUUCCUUGAGGAGAAGUUCAAGGGCAUCGGGACGACGGCGUGCCCACCGUACCAUCUUGCAUUUGUCAUCGGCGGCCUCUCGGCGGAGAUGAACCUCAAGACGGUCAAGCUGGCCUCGGCCAAGUACCUGGACUCGCUGCCGACGACGGGUGACGCGACUGGGCGUGCGUUCCGCGACGUCGAGAUGGAGGCCAAGAUCCACAAGCUGACCCAGGUGGCCGGCAUCGGCGCCCAGUUUGGCGGCAAGUACUUUUGCCACGACGUGCGGGUCAUCCGGCUUCCGCGUCACGGCGCGUCGUGCCCGGUCGGUGUCGGCGUCUCGUGCUCGGCUGACCGCCAGGCGCUCGGCAAGAUCACCAAGGAUGGUGUGUUCAUCGAGGAGCUCGAGACCGAUCCGGCGCAGUACCUCCCCGAGGUUGUCGAGUCCGACCUUGCCGACGAGGUCGUGCCCAUCAACCUCAACGAAGGCAUGGACAAGGUCCGGGCCAAGCUCGGCGAGUACCCAGUCAAGACUCGGCUCUCGCUCUCGGGCACCCUCAUUGUGGCCCGUGACAUUGCGCACGCACGCAUCAAGGAGCAGCUCGAGGCCGGCACGCCACUCCCGGACUACUUCCGCGACUACCCGAUCUACUACGCCGGCCCGGCCAAGACACCCGACGGGUACAACGUCGGCUCGCUUGGCCCGACCUCAUCGGUCCGCCUCGACCCGUACCUCGACCCGUUCAUGGCCGCUGGCGGCUCGUUCAUCACCCUCGCCAAGGGCAACCGCUCCGCCGCCGCCCGCCGCGCCUGCAAGAAGCACGGCGGCGUGUACCUCGGCUCCAUCGGCGGCCCCGCCGCCCUCCUCGCUCGCGACAACAUCAAGUCCAUCGAGGUCGUCGACUUUGAGGAGCUCGGCAUGGAGGCCGUGUGGAAGAUCGAGGUCGAGGACUUUCCGGCCUUUGUCGUCAUCGACGCCAAGGGCAACGACUUUUACGCCCGCUACCUUCCUGCCUCUGCCGCCGACUAAUCGCCGGCCUCAGCAGCAGCUUGGACAAAGCUUGAGGUAAAUCACUUUCCCCCAACCAUGUUGCUCAACACUACAGUGCAGGUACAAGUACCAUAAGCAAACUCAC